This is a messenger RNA of Coregonus clupeaformis (lake whitefish), 2998 nucleotides long. Its product is annotated as guanine nucleotide exchange C9orf72. The coding region runs from base 652 to 2037 and encodes 461 amino acids. Gene Ontology annotation, molecular function: guanyl-nucleotide exchange factor activity. Gene Ontology annotation, cellular component: autophagosome; endosome. NCBI's taxonomy places the organism in Eukaryota, Metazoa, Chordata, Actinopteri, Salmoniformes, Salmonidae. Gene Ontology annotation, biological process: autophagy; endocytosis. The transcript is spliced from 10 exons. The record is from RefSeq and is a predicted model, not a curated record.
AACAUGUAUUCAGUUUCUAUUUACAACACGUUUACCAACACUAUAUGCACUAAUGUUACAGCUUGGCUAGCUAGCUACUAAUGCAUAGUGAUGGAUGCAUACGCCUAACUAAUAAUGAUCAGCCUGACUGGCUCUGUAUUCAGAUGUGUAGUUCGCCUUUUAUGUUUCACAUUUAUUAAACCCCUGAAAAACAUAACCUUGAAUACUUGUUGUAGGCAGUAACCGAGCCUUUGAUCAUCAGUUCCAUUACGCAUAGCUAAGAGUCAUUGGAGGAAGACGUCUUCAAAGGAGUUUGGUUGACCCCGACGCUCAAUCUGAACAUUAACAGUCAUAGUUUACGGUACGGUUUCGGAUGUGAAAGGACCUUAUCUUUCAUAUCAGCAAGAAAUAACUUAACAAAACUUAAGGUUAAAUUGAUACACACCUUGAUAUGGUUAGGGUUAGUGUUCCCACACAGGCCAUAUCAACAUGUUACAGCGCUUGUUUACAUAAAACAGACAGAAGACAAGAGGCCACUUGUGCUAAUUAGCCAUCUAGCAUGCACCGCACACCUAACGGCUGUGUGGAUGUGUAGCAAAAGUGUAGUUUUGUUGGAUGGAGGCACCCAUAGCUGUAUGAAUCUGUACCGAACUGCUACAGUACAGUAACAACAUGUCUUCCGGCCCACCUCAGUCGCCCGCAGUGGCUAAGACAGAGGUGACUGUCGAAGGAGAAUGUCCUCUCCUCGCCGCCACCUUUGCCUACUGGGACAACAUCCUGGGCCCACGGGUGCGCCACAUCUGGGCUCCCAGGUGCGAGCAGCCGCUGUUGCUGAGUGACGGUGAAGUCACCUUCCUGGCCAAUCACACGCUGAACGGGGAGAUUCUGCGCAGCGCCGAGUGUGGAGCGGUGGACGUCAAGUUCUUCGUCCUAGCUGAGAAGGGCGUCAUCAUAGUCUCGCUGAUCUUCGACGGCGAGCUGAAGGGUGACAAGAACACGUGUGCCCUGUCCAUCAUCCUUCCACAGACAGAGCUGGCCUUCUACCUGCCCCUGCACACUGUCUGUGUGGAGAGGCUCAAACACAUCAUCCGCAAGGGACGCAUCUGGAUGCAGAAAGGCUACAACAUCAUUUCUGUGCUGACAUCAGAGAUUGUCCCCAUCAUGGAGCUGCUGUCCUCCAUGAAGACACACAGUGUCCCAGAGGACAUUGACAUCAAGGACACUGUCCUAAAUGAUGAUGACAUUGGAGACAGCUGCCAUGAAGAUUUCCUGCAUAAGGCAAUCAGUUCUCAUCUCCAAACGUGUGGCUGCUCCAUGGUGGUCGGAAGCAACCCAGACAAAGUCAACAAGAUAGUGCGCACACUGUGCCUCUUCCUCACCCCUGCUGAGAGGAAGUGCUCUAGGCUCUGUAAAGCUGACUCCUCUUUCAAGUACGACACAGGACUGUUUGUACAAGGCCUCCUCAAGGACUCCACGGGCAGCUUCGUCUUGCCCUUCCGCCAGGUGCUGUACUCGCCCUACCCGACCACGCACGUUGACGUGGACAUCAACACGGUGAAGCAGAUGCCACCCUGCCAUGAGCACACGUACAACCAGCGCCUCUACAUGCGCUCUGAGCUCAGCGCGCUCUGGAAGGCGGCCAGCGAGAAUGACAUCGCCCCCGACGCUGUCAUUCACACCGACGAGUCUUUCACCCCCGACCUAAAUAUCUUUCAGGACGUUAUGCAUAAAGACACCCUGGUGAAGUUAUUUAUAGAUGAGGUGUUCAUGCUGAAGCCAGGCCUCAAUCUGCGAAGUACUUACUUAGCCCAGUUCUUGCUGAUCCUUCACAGAAAGGCGCUCACACUACUCAAAUACAUUGAAGAUGAAACGCAAAAGGGAAAGAAGCCUUUCCGCUCCUUGCGCAGCUUGAAGACAGACCUCGACCUGAUGGUGGAAGGUGACCUGAAUAUCGUCAUGGCUUUUGCUGAGAAGCUGAGGGCUGGACUGCACUCCUUUGUAUUUGGGAAGCCAUUCUACACCAGUGUACAGGAGCGAGACGUGCUCAUGAGUUUUUGACUCUUUUACUCUCAUCCUCAUGACUUAUGUUUGUUAUCUUUUAUCAUUUCUUAUUAUUGUUGCAUUGUUGAGAAGGAACCUGCAAGUAAGCAUUUAAUUGGACGGUGUAUACCAAGGUUAUUAUAGUAAAAUUAAAACUAAAAUUGGAAAAACUAUAGUAAACAAAUCAAAACAAACUAUACUGAAACGUAUCAUUGACUGCAAAACUAACUAAAAUAAAUAAAAUAGAAGCCAUCAUAAAUUAUUUUAAAAUCUAAUGGGAUUUAAGCAUUUUUUUCUAAUAGGGUUUUUGAGCUUCUGAAUCUGGCGGGUAAGUGCUGCGAGUAGAUGCCGAUGUUUCAAAUAGGCCUAGUUUGUGCAUCGCUAUCACUAGCAAACAAGGAAGAAAUCUGAGAGCGAGCACAGAGCGUGACUGGGCCAAGCUAGAACAGCUUGUGAAUUUGGAGCCGUUCGCAAUCUACACCGACCAACUUCAGACUGACAGCCAGUCGCUGUCUGAUGUGGUGCCGUGCCUUAACCUUGAGGCACACUUGCAAUCAACUACUACUGGGAAAGAGGGAGAAAGCGAGAAAGAAAGAAAGAGUCACCUCUUCAGUUCUGGCAGGCAAGGAUGGCUGUUAAUCCAAAGCUGUGCCACUGGAUCUGGUUUCUGCCCCUGCAUCCCAAGCGUUCGUGGAGAGAAUAUUCUCUGUCCAUGGACAACUGUCAUCAGGCUUGAGAAACUGAACGACCACCUCUCUGGAACGCAGUCUUCUUGAAGAUAAACCAGAAAAUCUUGUUUGAUUUGAACAGAAACACACACACAAGCUGGCUGGCUGUGAACUGAUAGAUUUGUGAAUAAGUGUUGAAUUGCUUAUGUUUUUGCUGUUGUUGCAGCCAUUUUAUUAACCCUAUUUGAAUGGGUUAGUCAGUGAUGCAUGUUUUAAUAUUACAUAAACAUAACAUGUCAAAUGUGCCAUGA